Molecule: messenger RNA, 4364 nt
Organism: Myotis daubentonii (Daubenton's bat)
Lineage: Eukaryota; Metazoa; Chordata; Mammalia; Chiroptera; Vespertilionidae
Gene: TMCC2
Product: transmembrane and coiled-coil domain family 2
Exons: 4
Coding region: 1783-3213 (476 amino acids)
Biological process (GO): amyloid precursor protein metabolic process
Cellular component (GO): endomembrane system
Source: RefSeq, a predicted model, not a curated record
CCGACUGGUUUUACCAGUGUUGUUCUCCUCUCAUUCCUGGGGUUUCUCAGCCAGCUUCAACUCUGCUCUCCAUGUGUAAGCUAGCUGGCCUCCAACGGGGGCCAGACUCCAGGCUGCCAGAGCAGAGCUGCGUACACUCCCUCGCAGUCCCGAAGCACCUCCACUUUUCACAGCUUCUCCGAACCCGUGUCUCAUUAGUGCCUCCCACGCUCCUCCAAGGCGCUGGGACCGCCGCCCUCCCUCCUCGUUAGGAGGAUGAGCGAACGCAGUGCUGAGCCUCAGGCAGCGACGCAGCCAGAUGCAAGCUGGUUCUCUGGGAAUUCUCUCUCCAGGAAGAGCGUGGAGAAGAGGGAAGGAGUUGAAUUUCUUUGGAAAACACAGGGGCCUUAUGAGAGAGUCAAGUUCCUUCAUUGUAAAGCGACGCGUUGCAGAUAGAAUUUUGUAUCGUUCACUUCCUAUAUUGCCGCAUCAACACUGAGUAAACUUGUUGGUAUAAUCUCUUAAAUACAUGUCAUUCCUCCCCUAAAAAAGAACGGUGCUGCGUAGACCCCACAGCAUUUUGAGUGCCUUCUGAGUGCCCUGCAGAAGAGCAGUGCUGGUAACUCAACUCCCGGUCCUAUGUGACCCUCACCACAGGCCUGAGAGUAGAUCUGAUCAUCCCUGUGUCACCGGUGGGGACACCGAGGGGCAGGACAGUUGAGAUGGGCUGUUGGCCGUCACUGCAGGGAGCAGCGUAGGAGGAAGGGUCUAACUGCAGGCUCGGUUUUAGGUCAGACGGGUGGGGCCAUUAGACCUGGGGACAGACCGUGUGAGGGAGGGACUGUGGUCUAGGCGCCUCUGCUGUCCCAGGCCAGCAAGUCAGGGGAGCAGCGUCCUGCUGGGAUGAGCGUGUGGCAGGAGGGCCAGGGGACACGAGGGGAGACCCAAGCGAAUGUAAGAGGGAAGUCCUGACUGCAGGAGAGGCGGGGAAGGGACCUCGGUGUCCCCAGCGUUCCCAGUGGAACCCCGACCUGAAAAGGCCCCAGAGGAAGGCCAGGAGGAGCCGCCCUCCCCUGGCUCCCGAGGGCGGCGGGGCCAUUGUUCUCAGUCGUGUUUUCACGACUUGGUAUCUCGGCGGACCUCGAGUUGGGUGACUUCUGCCUGUAAUUGGCAUGGGCUGUUUCCAGUUCUGGAGCAUGUGACUGGGCCACUUGCUUUGUGUUUGACCCCUUCCCCCACAUAGACCUCACCCCGCCCCUGCCCCCAGACAUAUAAAAAGCGAUGAUGUGACCCAGGCGCGUUGGGGUGUGUAAAAAUACAUGGGGUUGAGCCAUUUCCUGCUGCUUCCGCUGUUGCGUGUCGAUAAGACACUGAGACUCGGUUGUGGAGAGAGAUCUUCCAACAGGCUGGGGGGAGCCGGCCCUGGAGGACAAGGCUCCAGGCCCACCCGCCCUCUCUGACCUGCGUUUCCCAUCUUUCCUGUCUUCUGUGACCUUCCCUUCCUCCCUGCUCUCUCCCCACCCCCUUAUCAGUCUCUCUUUCCUUCGUGCUAACCCUGACUCACUGAGGGUCAGGGGCCUGCUUGCCUGCUGGCGAGGAAGGGCUGUCAUCUCUUUCCUGCACAUCCAGCCCCUUCCCAGCAGGGCAGCUGGUACCUCUGAGCCCCAGACCGCUGCCUGCUUCCCUCAGCCUGUGGGUUACUUCUGGGACGGAGGAGGCUUCGGGGAGCUGGCCAGCAGGGUGGCAGGGGGCGCUCCCCUCCCAGUUCUGGGAGCCUGGGCAGGGUCGGGCGCUCCCACCAUCAUGAAGCGGAAGAGGUUGCUGACAAUUCCAGUGACCUGGAAGGUUGACAAGGGGGACCUCGUGGGCCUGAGCCUCUCCAGCGGCCCCGGCCAUGGGGACACCGACGGCCCCAUCAGCCUGGAUGUGCCGGAUGGGGCCCCCGACCCUCAUCGGACCAAGGCCGCCAUCGAGCACCUGCACCAGAAGAUCCUGAAGAUCACGGAGCAGAUCAAGAUCGAGCAGGAGGCGAGGGACGACAACGUGGCGGAGUACCUCAAGCUGGCCAACAACGCGGACAAGCAGCAGGUGUCGCGCAUCAAGCAGGUGUUCGAGAAGAAGAACCAGAAGUCCGCCCAGACCAUCGCGCAGCUGCACAAGAAGCUGGAGCACUACCGCCGGCGCCUGCGGGAGAUCGAGCAGAACGGGCCCUCGCGGCAGCCCAAGGACGUGCUGCGGGACAUGCAGCAGGGGCUGAAGGACGUGGGCGCCAACGUGCGCGCCGGCAUCAGCGGCUUCGGGGGCGGCGUGGUGGAGGGCGUCAGGGGCAGCCUCUCGGGCCUCUCGCAGGCCACCCACACUGCUGUGGUGUCCAAGCCCCGGGAGUUCGCCAGCCUGAUCCGCAACAAGUUUGGCAGCGCCGACAACAUCGCCCACCUGAAGGACCCCCUGGAGGACGGGCCCCCCGAGGAGGCGGCCCGGACGCUGAGUGGCAGCGCCACGCUGGUGUCCAGCCCCAAGUACGGCAGCGACGACGAGUGUUCCAGCGCCAGCGCCAGCUCCGCCGGGGUUGGCAGCAACUCCGGGGCCGGGCCCACCGGGGUGCUGGGGAGCCCCAAGUCGAACACCCUGUACGGGGCGCCCGGAAACCUGGAUGCUCCGGUGGAUGAGCUGCGGGAGAUCAAGGAGGGACAGUCGCACCUGGAGGACUCGAUGGAGGACCUGAAGUCUCAGCUGCAGAGGGACUACACCUACAUGACCCAGUGCCUGCAGGAGGAGCGCUACAGGUACGAGCGGCUGGAGGAGCAACUCAAUGACCUGACCGAGCUUCACCAGAAUGAGAUGAGCAACCUGAAGCAGGAGCUGGCCAGCAUGGAGGAGAAGGUGGCCUACCAGUCCUAUGAGAGGGCUCGGGACAUCCAGGAGGCCGUGGAGUCCUGCCUGACCCGGGUCACCAAGCUGGAGCUGCAGCAGCAGCAGCAGCAGGUGGUGCAGCUGGAGGGCGUGGAGAACGCCAACGCAAGGGCGCUGCUGGGCAAGUUCAUCAACGUGAUCCUGGCGCUCAUGGCCGUGCUUCUGGUGUUCGUGUCCACCAUCGCCAACUUCAUCACGCCCCUCAUGAAGACGCGCCUGCGCAUCACCAGCACUGCCCUCCUGGUCCUCAUGCUCUUCCUCCUCUGGAAGCACUGGGACUCCCUCACCUACCUCCUGGAGCACGUGCUGCUGCCCAGCUGAGUGGCCAGCUGGUCCCUACCCCGUGCUCCCCUGGCCCCCAUCUGGCCCUGGCUCUCCAGGAGGGAUCUUGGGACUCCCCACUCCCUUGGACUUUUUCAUGUGUCUGGUUUGGCCUCCUGACCAAACUGUUCAUUCCAGCAGCUCCUGCCCCUUCUCUGUUCUUGCUUCUGUCUGUCACCUUCUCCCUGUUGGCUAGAGGGGGACCUCCAGAGCAGCCCUGGCUGGAGGUGGUGGGGACAUCUGUGGCCAGGUGGCGCAGAGGAGGACAGCGGCAGGGACUGUUUCGAUUGCUUACAUUUGCACAAGGAUGUCUCCCCGCUGACUGGGAUGCAGCCAGGCAGGAAGGCCCGUGAGCACAGGAGCAGGAGAGGGCCGUGCCUCCGCUUCCCCAGGAGCCCACCUGGUGGCCCUCGCUGCUCCCUCUGAGGCUUUGCUGGCCCCAGAGAGAGGGAGGGCCUUCCCAGCCUUGGGCACCUGCUGGGCUGGGCCCGAGAGAAGGUUCGGCCCACCCCUCCUUCCUCCAGAGCUGGUUUGAGGCUGGGUUCUGGGCUGGCCCUUUUGGGAGCUGGAGGAUGCAGGCCCUGGAGGCCUGGUGGGUGUGACCUUGGACUGGAGUUUUCCCUGUUCUUUCUGCCUGUCACUGGAUCUGCUUUUUCAGGGAAACAGGCCCCAGGGGCCCUGAGCCUCAGCCUAAGCCCUUAGGCCCCUGGGGGGGCGCUGGGCUCUAUUUAUUUAUUUAUUUGUUCAUCUGUCCCUGAUGCCUACAGAGCUGAAGCCAGGGCUUAUUCUUGGCUGUCAGGCACUUCCAUACCAUCUCGCCUCUGGAUCAUCCUGGCCGGGAGAAGCGGGCAACGCCACCCAGCCCCUCUCCCAAGCAGCCUUUCGAGCCAGGACAGGAGGAGCGAAGCUUCUCUUUUAUGUGUCUAUUUAUUUUGUGUGUGUGUACUUGUGUGGAGGAGGUUGUUUGUGGCUUUAUUUUUUUAAGGCUCCGGAGUGUUGUGUAUGGUUUCUCUUCACAUCCCAGCCUCCCCGUGAGCACUUCCAGGAAGAGAGGGGAUUUCUCAGAAAAGGAGAGAGAAAUCCCCUAGAACGGGAGGGCAGUGGCUGCCAGCUGUGGACCUUAGGAGAAAUAAAUAGCCUCUAAAUUUUCA